Molecule: messenger RNA, 1575 nt
Organism: Mercenaria mercenaria
Lineage: Eukaryota; Metazoa; Mollusca; Bivalvia; Venerida; Veneridae
Exons: 2
Coding region: 23-562 (179 amino acids)
Source: RefSeq, a predicted model, not a curated record
AAUCUAUACGAAGGUUAAACAAAUGAAAAUGUAUGCAAUUUUCGGCGAUAGCUACAUAUCAAGGCUGAAUAAAUUUAAUCACGGUGUACUUUACGACUUUAAUAAGAAGUGUAAAUUUUAUGGAGUACCGGGCAUGUCUACGCAGAGAAAGUUCGAACCAGAGUUCCAAAAAAUGAUGAUGGAUAAGCCGAAGUACGUAUUUUUGUUAUUAGGAGGAAAUGACAUCAACAGAGAAUGUGAAGUUAUAGAAAUAGUAAAUAACAUUGAACAUAUUGUGAAAAGACUGAAAAAUAAUGGCGUAGAAAGAGUAUUUGUUUCCAGUAUUGCUGCACGUGGUGCAUUUCCGGCUUGGACUAGACUUGAAAAAACGAGGUUCGACAAGGUGCGCAGGGCCAUUAACGGAAAACUGUUUAUGGUGUACAAGGGAGACUUUGUAAAUUUAGAAAAGAAACUUAAAUUUCCGAAACACUAUGACAAAGAUUUAGUGCAUCCGGGUUACAGUGAAGGUGGCAUGAAAGUGUUGGGAUAUAUUAUAAAGACGUGCUUUUCAAAGUGCACUUGAAGUAUUCAUUUGAAAUAUACGUGCAAUAAAUCAGUUGUUACAUACUUGGUCUUGUACAUGUUAUUUCAAUUGCGAAAUCUUUCUGAUAAACAUUAUCGUUCAUUGUCCAAUUUAUGAUAUCAGUAUUGUCUUCAAUAAAUAUGACAGAUAAGACUUUAAACUAGAUAUUUCUUACUUUUUAUAAUUUUGUUCGAUUUUAACAUUUAUGAAGACGAAAUGAACCUUUUCAUGCAAAAUAAAAAAAAAAAUUAAACAAGCUUGUACAAAAAAGAAAUUUUACUUUUUUAAAUUUACUAUCUGAGCCGCGCGAUGAGGAAACCAUCAAAGUGGCUUUGCGACCGGCAUGGAUCCAGACCAGCCUGCGCGGAGUCAGGAUUCAUUCUGCUGGCUAACAGCUUCUAAAAUUACAAUAGACUGUGAGAGAGAACAGCAUACGCAGGCUGGUCUUGAGCCAUGCUGGUCGCAAAGCUACUAUGUUGGUUUAUCUCAUGGCGCGGCUCAGUUAUAACUUAUAAGAGUAGACAACAGUUCAUGUUGUAGAAAAUUGACCCGAAUGAAAUACAGAUAAAAUUGUUACUAAAGUCACUAUCAAAAAAGGUAAGACCAUUUCUUUGCCACGAAAAUGUUAUACAUAGGAAAAAAUAUUGAAAGUGACCAGCAAAUGUUAAAAGUGACCAGCAUUAAGUAUGACUUCCAGACUUUUCAUCCCAAGACUUUUCUUCCAAAUACAUUUUAACUCCGAAUUAACAAACCCAGUUUGUUCUGUGACUUUUUUCUAAAUUUGAAUUUUGUUUAUUAUAUUACUAUCUGAAAAAAUGUCAUAAUUUUGUUGUUUUAUUUUAAACUAUUCACAGGUGUUUUGAUUUAAUCAACACCUUUUGAUUGACAAAUAGACUUAACAUGUAUUAAAAUAUGGAUUAAUUUGCCAACCAAUUAUACAUUAUAAUAAUGCUUAUUAGUUUAAUUAAACAAGGUCACGUGUGUAUGACCAGAAUCCACCUACAAACCGAACU